GGUAAUCUGAACAGAGCAAGUCCGGGGUUGAAAAAAUCGUGGGAAGAAAAAUGGGAGUGAAAAAUUGUGGCGUCAAAGAAAGGCGUAGGUACCCACUACAUCGAUCCGAAUCGGUUUUGGUUUUGUGUUGGAAUUGGAAUUCCGUUUUAAGCAGGUCAUUCGUACCCACAUACUAAGCCUGUGCGGCACGUUACUAUCUUUGUCAUUUUCUUUCGCUUUUUUCUCCCCUUUAAACUUUCUGCGCAAAGAGAAAGAAUCAACGCGCUUCACUAUGUCGGGCGUGGAAGAAUAAAUAUACAUGUAGGAAAACAGAGUCUGUAGGGAAAGGAAAAGACUUGGAGAUAACAGAGGUUUUGUUUGCUGUUUGUUUUUGUUUGUGUUUUAUCUUUUAGCGGAGCAUUCUGAGUAGAAAUUUGUUUAUUAGGGGUUUCGGAUCCCUUUAAAAUCUGUGUUACCUCUAAUCAAAACAGAGGAGACGACUGACUGCCUGGACUGGUCGAAUGGCGACAGUGGAGUUCGAUCGAGCGUCCAGUUCUAGCAGUCGAAAUGAGGGAAGAGGAGGGAGGAGUGGGUAUUCGACGGCGAGAAAUAGUAUUGAUCUUGAGAGUAAUAAUAGUAGGGAAUUGGGGUGGAUGUAUGGGCGGAGAAGCCAUGAAGUUCAGUCGGAAGAGGAGUUUGUUGAAGUUACUUUGGAUGUUCAUGAUGACUCCAUUGUUCUGCGUAGUGUUGCUCCGGCUCCUGCUGGGCUUCAGGAGGAUCCUGAGGUGGUGGUCAUGGAGGCUGGCUAUGAUAAGCGGAGCUCCAGGAGUUCUUCGUUUGGGAGGAGCACUUCCAGUCGGAUUAAGCAGUUCUCGCAGGAAUUGAAGGCCGAGGCUUCUAGCAGGGUGAAGCAGUUUUCUCAGGAAUUGAAGGCCGAAUUGAGGAGGUUUUCUUGGAACCAUUCUUCGGCUUCCAGGAAUCUGGGUCAGAGUAGUGAUCCCAUGGUGGCUCGGGCUCUGAGGAAGCAGAAGCUGGAGCUUGAUAGGAACCGGUCUGGGGCUCAAAAGGCUCUUAAAGGUCUGCGUUUUAUCAGUAAUGCGACUGCUAAUGCCGAGGCUGCGCAGAAACAGUGGAGUAUCGUUGAGGGACGGUUUUAUGAACUUGCUAAAGAUGGGUUGCUUUCCAGAGCUGAUUUUGCUCAGUGCAUUGGAAUGAAGGAUACCAAGGAAUUUGCAGCCGAGUUGUUUGAUGCCUUGGCUCGGCGAAAGCGACAGAAGGUUGAGAGGAUUACUAAGGAUGAGCUGUAUGAAAUGUGGUCGCAGAUAUCGGACCAGAGCUUUGAUUCUCGCUUGCAGAUCUUCUUCGACAUGGUUGACAAGAAUGCGGAUGGACGGAUAAACGAGGAGGAAGUGAAAGAGAUUAUUAUGCUGAGCGCCUCGGCCAAUAAACUGUCCAAAUUGAAGGAGCAAGCGGAGGAAUACGCUGCCUUGAUCAUGGAAGAGCUGGAUCCAGAGAAGUUCGGAUACAUUGAGUUAUGGCAGCUUGAAACACUCUUGUUGCAGAGAGAUACUUACAUGAACUAUAGCCAGGCCCUGAGCUACACAAGUCAGGCUCUGAGUCAGAACCUGGGCUUAAGGAAGAGGGGCCCAAUUCAAAAAUUUAGGAAUAAGAUCAAGUACUUCCUGGACGAGAAUUGGCAAAGGGUCUGGAUCAUUGUGCUCUGGAUAGCAGCCAUGGCAGGGCUGUUUACAUGGAAGUUCAUUCAAUACAAGAAUAAGGCGGCUUACCAUGUAAUGGGCUACUGCUUAUUGACUGCCAAAGGAGCUGCAGAGACUCUUAAGCUGAACAUGGCCCUCAUACUGUUUCCAGUUUGCAGGAACACAAUCACAAGGCUUCGUUCCACUAGGCUGGGACGAUUCGUUCCUUUCGACGACAAUAUAAACUUUCACAAGACCAUUGCAGCGGCAAUUGUAGUGGGAGUGCUUCUCCAUGCAGGAAAUCACUUGGCCUGUGAUUUUCCUCGACUGAUCAAUGCUUCUGAUGAAAAAUUCGAUCCAAUUAGAGAUGAUUUUGAUGGAAAGCAACCAUCAUAUUGGGAUCUGGUAAAAGGUGUGGAGGGAGUAACAGGGAUCAUUAUGGUGAUCCUCAUGAUCAUUGCCUUCACUUUGGCUACACACUGGUUCAGAAAGAAUGUUCUCAAGCUUCCUCGCCCCUUCAACAGACUCACAGGAUUCAAUGCCUUCUGGUACUCUCAUCAUCUACUGAUCGUUGUGUACAUCUUGCUCAUCGUCCAUGGCAUUUUCCUCUAUCUUGUGCACAAAUGGUACUUGAAAACGACAUGGAUGUAUAUAGCAGUACCUGUUUGCUUAUAUGCUGGAGAAAGGAUACUGAGGGCCUUCAGGUCUGGCUAUUACAAUGUGCGGAUAUUGAAGGUUGCCAUCUACCCAGGAAACGUUAUGUCCCUUCAUACCUCCAAACCUCGUGGGUUCCGAUACAAAAGUGGACAAUACGUAUUCGUUCAAUGCCCUACUGUGUCUCCAUUCGAGUGGCAUCCUUUCUCGAUCACUUCAGCCCCCGGGGACGACUAUGUUAGUGUCCAUAUCCGCACACUAGGAGAUUGGACCAGAGAAUUGAAAAGGGUUUUCUCAGAGGCAUGCGAGCAACCGGCCGGGGACAGAAGCGGGCUUCUGAGAGCAGACGAGACCACCAAGAAGAGCCUACCGAAGCUGCUCAUCGACGGGCCUUACGGUGCUCCCGCGCAGGAUUACACAAAAUAUGACAUUUUACUUCUGGUGGGACUGGGCAUCGGAGCGACUCCUUUUAUCAGCAUAUUGAAGGACUUGCUCCAUAACAUCAGACGGAGAGAAGACUUGAAUGAUUCCAACACUGAUUUCAGCCGAUCGACCACUGAUCUAGACAUCAGCGAUCCAGCAAGCACAACCACUCAAGAUUCUUCGACUUCCUUUAAUAAUAGACCGGCGGUACCCGGGAGUCCCAAGAAAAAGAAGCCGUUCCACACAUCUCGAGCCUACUUUUAUUGGGUUACGCGAGAGCAAGGCUCCUUCGACUGGUUCAAAGGAGUCAUGAAUGAAGUGGCUGAGAUCGACAAAAAGGAUGUGAUCGAAAUGCACAACUAUUUGACGAGUGUGUACGAGGAGGGAGAUGCAAGAUCAGCCCUGAUCGCCAUGGUCCAAGCUCUCAAUCAUGCUAAACAUGGGGUCGACAUUGUCUCUGGCACAAGGGUUCGUACUCAUUUUGCCAGGCCCAACUGGAAAAAGGUCUUCUCAAGAAUAUGUACAAAGCAUCCGAAUGCAAAAGUUGGAGUAUUUUACUGUGGACUUCCAAAACUGGCGCAAGAGUUGGGCGAGCUCUCACACGAAUUCAACGAGAAAGGAACAACCAAAUUCGAGUUUCACAAAGAACACUUCUAAACGACUGUUAUGGGCACCUUGAUUAUAUUAAAUAACCUCAUAAAUUUUGCAGUUAUUCAAUAUUCUUGACAUAGAAUGGAAUGGAAUGGAAUCAGAAUGUACAUAAGAAAAGAAGAAAGUAAGUUCUAUAUAUGCUGUUGUGUAGGUGCGGAACCCGCGGGUCACUGCAAAUAAAAGAUUCUUUUGCAGCUGUCGGCCAUCGGACCAAGUCUCGGUCUGCCAACUCUGUAGAAUUUUUAACUAAUGUUGCUGACAUAACAAAAAUUAUAUUCAA
Cryptomeria japonica (Japanese cedar) is the source of this 3684-nucleotide messenger RNA. Its product is annotated as respiratory burst oxidase homolog protein A. Gene Ontology annotation, cellular component: plasma membrane. The record is from RefSeq and is a predicted model, not a curated record. NCBI's taxonomy places the organism in Eukaryota, Viridiplantae, Streptophyta, Pinopsida, Cupressales, Cupressaceae. The coding region runs from base 501 to 3410 and encodes 969 amino acids. Gene Ontology annotation, molecular function: peroxidase activity; calcium ion binding; NAD(P)H oxidase H2O2-forming activity. The transcript has 15 exons.